AUGGCUUACAUUAAAAUCGCUUUACUAGCUGCUGUCGCUGCUUUUGCUUCUGCCCAAACUGAAGAAGAAAUUGACGAAUUGAACGUUAUUUUGAACGAUGUCAAAUCCAAUUUGGCUCAAUACAUGAGUUUGGCUGAAGAUUCAUCUUCUGGUUUCUCUUUGUCCAGUUUGCCAUCUGGUGUUUUGGACGUUGGUAUGGCUCUGGCUUCUGCUACUGACGACUCCUACACCAGUUUAUACUCUGAAAUUGACUUCGGUGCCGUCUCCUCUUUGUUGACCAUGUUGCCAUGGUACUCUUCCAGAUUGGAACCAGCUUUGGAAUCCUUGUUAGGAACUUCAACCUCUGCUGCUGCCUCCUCUACUCAAGCUAAGACCUCUUCUGCUGCCGCUAGCUCUUCUGCUGCUGCUUCCUCAUCUGCUGCUGCCUCUUCAUCUGCUGUUGUCAGCUCCUCUGCUGUUGCUUCUUCGUCUGCUGCUGCUUCUUCGUCUGCUGCUGCUUCAUCAUCUGCUGCCGCCUCUUCAUCUGCUGUUGUCUCUUCUGCCGCCAGCUCUUCUGCCGCUGCUUCCUCUUCCGCCAAGGCUUCUUCCGCCGCUAGUUCCGCCAAGGCGUCUACUACUGCUUCCGGUUCUGCUUCCGCUAUUUCCCAAAUCUCUGACGGUCAAAUCCAAGCUACUAAUACCGUUUCUCAACAAACCGAAAAUGGUGCUGCUAAGGCUGUCAUUGGCAUGGGUGCCGGUGUCAUGGCUGCUGCCGCUAUGUUAUUAUAA
Molecule: messenger RNA, 768 nt
Organism: Saccharomyces eubayanus
Lineage: Eukaryota; Fungi; Ascomycota; Saccharomycetes; Saccharomycetales; Saccharomycetaceae
Gene: TIR2
Product: putative GPI-anchored mannoprotein
Exons: 1
Coding region: 1-768 (255 amino acids)
Biological process (GO): fungal-type cell wall organization
Cellular component (GO): fungal-type cell wall; fungal-type vacuole
Molecular function (GO): structural constituent of cell wall
Source: RefSeq, a predicted model, not a curated record